UGCGCCGAUUCGGCCAAAGCCUCGCAGCUGCAACUCCUUGCGGUAUGCUGGGUCAUGCAGGCGGGCAAUGUCGAACCACUGCGUCAGCAUUGAGCGGCCGAAUGCGGUUGAGCGACGGCGGCGCAACGUGGGAAAGAUGAAGCGCGCAUUUGGUAGGAGCUCUGGGGGCGUCAGGCCGGUGGGUGUCUUGCCUGUUUUCGACGAGCUCCCUGCCAAACUUGUCGCCGUUGGACCCUAGUCUGUGCGAUAGGAUUAGGCUGUAGUUGUGGCUUGACGUCGGUUCGACGACGAACGCCGGCGGAGCCUGGAAGGAAAAGAUUGCAGUCCUAAACUUGUGUCUUUUUGCUUCUCCUGGUUUCGUUUCAGUUCUAUUAAAUUCUUCUCCUUUCUGACGCGGUCCCUAUGCGGCGGAGUACCGCCGCUUGUCAGCACUAUAUACAAGAGGCGCCAAUGAAAAUCGUCAACAAUAGCUCGAGAAAGCUAACGGCUCUGUGUUUGCCGUGGGAAUGACGCCCGCUUGUACGCCAACAUAUGCAACCAGCGUGGGGAAGCUGCAGUGAUCAAAAUCACAACCCCGCAACUGGCAGGCUGCCUGCUUGGCUGCACCGCAACUCCCAGGGUCUUUGAGGCGCUUAUAUGCCCAGUGCUGAUAUAUGUUCUACUUUAGCUCGAAUGCCUUUUGUACACAUGCACGUUUGUAAUCAUAUGCUAGAAGAGCGGAGUGUCAGAUUGAGAUUCCGGGCCCGUCGAUUACCAGCAAGCUUGGUGUGCCCGGGCCGAUUAUCUUGUCGAAAGCACCAAGUUGCUGACGCAGUGCCCUCGUUGUCCCAACCAUCCUCAGCACUGAGGCUCAUCUGACUUAAAAGCGCCAAAUUUCCCAAUCUGUGAUAUUUUUGCUUGCUGACCUUUUGACCACAGAGUAUUCAGCAAAACAGGCAAUCAACAAACAUAACCCUUCAAAGCAUCAACUUCCCUCGCUCUUUUCACGUUGACACCAUCGCGAUGACCAAAGAACUCACUGGAACCUGCCUGUGCCGCAAGGUUUCCCUCACAAUCAAGGGCGAGACGAUUGGCACAAACCUCUGUCACUGUACAAACUGCCAAAAGGCAGCUGGAUCGGUCUUUUAUACCGGCGUCAGGUACCCGGCCGAGAAUGUCACCUACAACGACCCCGACUCGGUCAUCAAGACGCACGUCGACGGCACCGGCGAGCUCGCCAGCGGGAUCCAGCGCUCCUUCUGCGGCAACUGUGGUUCUUUGAUCAGGAUCAGCAGCAUCAAUUACCCGCAAUUUGUAUCUGUUCCUUUCGGUAUCAUCGACAGCGACGAAAAGGCAGACCUCAAGCCGACCACGGAGUUCUUUUGCGAUAGGAGGGUGGACUGGGUCGCUGCCGUCGAGGGAUCUACCAAGUUUGCGACCAUGCCGACGGUUUAGACAGGGAACUCACAUUUGUUUCCGAUUCCAGUGACUGGAAGAAUAACAAUCCAAAUGAUACAGAGCGUUGCCAUGUUUCACUUGUCCUACCCUGCUUCAAAACUCCUUGUCGCGUGACUAUCGAUCUACCUUGACAAUAGCCCACUUGUUUCCUAGGUGUCCAUCACUUCCUCACCUACUGCGCUCAGCUCGUUCCCUCCAGACCAAAAUCCCCUCGUCAUAAAGCCCAGUCAGAAACCCAACUCCUCUCGCAGAGUCCCUCACAGCCGUUGCAGUCGUCCCGUAGCCACCCGCCUCCCCGCCUCUGGAGACGUACAGAUCCCUCAAGCCGCCGGCUUCUGUCCACUCGGCGGCCCAGCUCGG
Messenger RNA from Pyricularia oryzae 70-15, 1797 nucleotides. RefSeq lists its product as uncharacterized. The transcript has 2 exons. Gene Ontology annotation, molecular function: carbon-sulfur lyase activity. The record is from RefSeq and is a predicted model, not a curated record. Bases 1003 to 1434 code for a protein of 143 amino acids. NCBI's taxonomy places the organism in Eukaryota, Fungi, Ascomycota, Sordariomycetes, Magnaporthales, Pyriculariaceae.